GACUACCUGGACUGGUUGUUGGCACAAAAGCAGAACUACGUCGAAUGGAUUCUUUUGGCUGAUGCAAGAGGAGAACGAGCAAAGCCAUCAGAGCCCUUCGAGCUGAGCUCAGAGCGCUUUGAGCGAUUGCAGAUCUUGGUCUCUGCAGCCCAUGCCAAAGGCCUAGAG
Messenger RNA from Durusdinium trenchii, 168 nucleotides. The record is from the annotation of a GenBank genome assembly. Lineage: Eukaryota; Dinophyceae; Suessiales; Symbiodiniaceae.